This is a messenger RNA of Papaver somniferum (opium poppy), 768 nucleotides long. RefSeq lists its product as uncharacterized. The transcript has 3 exons. The coding region runs from base 1 to 768 and encodes 255 amino acids. NCBI's taxonomy places the organism in Eukaryota, Viridiplantae, Streptophyta, Magnoliopsida, Ranunculales, Papaveraceae. The record is from RefSeq and is a predicted model, not a curated record.
AUGCAAACUAUCUAUAAAAAGCCUUGGAAACUUCCUCUUCUACCAAGAAUUGCACAAUUCCUUUGGAAGUGUAUCAAAGAUAUCCUGCAAACCAGAGAUAAGCUUGUGUAUGCUAUUCAAGAUGAAGACUAUGGUUGUCCUCGAUGUGCUCAAACUUUGGAAACUUCUUCUUAUACUAUUCUGCACUGCAAUACUUCUAGGACAGUCUGGUUUGUUGUUCUUGGAAUUCAUAUUCAGCAAGAUGUGCAUUUAGUUGAUUGGUUAUGUAGUUGGUUUGAUAAGCUAACCAGUCAUCAAGUUCAACAAGAGGAAAUUUGUAAGCUUGCAAUAGUUGUCUGGUGCAUCUGGACAACUAGAUGUGACAUUGUCUUUAAGGGUAGAAAGAUUGCAGUUGAUGCAGUUGUCCACAGAUGCAAGUUAGAAAUAGAACUUCUUAAGAUAAAACCUCCUAGUACCACUCCUCAACCUGCUAAUGGUGGCAUUGGACUAAUAGUGCGUGAUUUUGCAGGUUAUCACAGGGGUUCAAAAUGCAUCUAUCUAGUAACAGCUGGCAGUCCAGAACAAGUGGAAUGCAAAGGUCUACGGGAAGCAUUGAAGUGGGCGCAAGACAAUAAGCUUAACAAAUAUGUGCCUAAGGAAAAAAAUAAAGUAGCACAUUUGUUGGCAAACUUUACUAGAGUGUCUUGUAUUAGUAGUGUUUGGUUAUUAUCACCUCCUGAGAACAUCCAAUAUCAACUUCAGGAUGAUGCAAAAUCUGUAACCUCUUAA